This is a messenger RNA of Colletes gigas, 4351 nucleotides long. Its product is annotated as signal transducer and activator of transcription B-like. Lineage: Eukaryota; Metazoa; Arthropoda; Insecta; Hymenoptera; Colletidae. The transcript is spliced from 5 exons. The record is from RefSeq and is a predicted model, not a curated record. The coding region runs from base 244 to 3807 and encodes 1187 amino acids.
CUAGAUAAAUUAUCGAUCUUAUAUAUAACUAUAUAAUCAUUGUUGAACUAAAUGCUACGCACAAUUUUACGUCGCAUUCAUCCAGUAUUACUUACAUCGUGAACGUACUUUAUUGUAAUUGUUUUGAGUCCUUGUGUUAAUUAAACACUAUGUGUAUUAAAGAUAUGUUAGUUGGCUUAAGUCAAUGGUUCUUAACCUGUGGUCCAAAGACUCCAAGAGGAUCGUAGAUAAAUAUCUGGUAAAAUGGAUUCCACUGAUAAAGAUUUAAGAAAACCAAACAAUAUAGAGCAGAUGGCCAUAAUUGGCAAGAUGCAUAAUUUGCAGUGGCUGAAAAGUAAUUCUCAGUUAUCAGGCCACACCAAAACAAUUCCAGUUGGAAAAGAAUCAGUAAAUAAUCCACUUGAAAGUAAAAUAAAUGAAGGAACAAAAAAAAUCAUUAAAGUUGUUUCAACAGUCAGUAUUACAAACAGUCCAGAGCUACAAAAGAAUGAUCUUAUUACAAACAAAAAUUUAGAUGAUAGUGGUACUAGUAUAAAUAAAACUACACAUCAUCCAACAUUAACAGUUGGUUUUUCUGAAUCUGAAAGACAAGAAAACAGUAUGGAGAAUACUUGGAAUAAAGAUGCUAAUGUAAUUAGUACAUUGAUUUCAAAUUCUCAGUCUGUGGCUAUGAAAAAAGUGGAUGAACAAGAGAAAACAAGCACAAAUUUAGCUGAGAAUAUUGUUACAGUUCAAUUAGAACAAUUUAGACUUAACGAAGAAAAAAAAAGUAAACCAAACAAGUCAUAUAACGAACCUAAUAGCGAAUGGAGUACUGUACCUCAUAAUAUUCCUGACUCUUCGAAGUUGGAUAGCGACAUAGGUAGUCAAGUUAGUUUGAAACAGUGUCAUGACAACAAUAACAAUAAUGCAAAAUCCAAAACUCAACCUACAUCCGAAGUAAAGAAAAGUAUACAAAGGCCGACUACAAAGAUUAGCGCUAAAAAAUUAAGCGAUCAAAAGAUUAAAAAACAAAUAGGAAAUUCUUUAAAAGAACCUUGCACCAUUUUAAAACAGGGUAGCAAAGAUAAAGAUGAUUUGUUGAAUUCGUGUAGUAGUGAUAAUAAAACUUCAGCCUCUGUAACAAAUUCAAAAAAGAUAGCUGUAGGAAUCGGUUCUAAAUUUAUUGAUAAAUGUGGUAAGGUUGACGGAUAUAAUAGGCAAUUAAACGGGGGAAAGAGACCACAAACAAAGGAGCAACAAUUUUAUAAACAACAUUUUUCUAUGCUUAACGAUAGUAAUAGCAGAAACAAAUCCUUUGUGGAAAGAUUAGAUGAGAAAAAUAAAUUUCUUACCACGAACAUGACAUCGUCUAGAAACGAAUCAGAUAAAAAAGAUAGCGAAAUAAAUGAGACAAAGAAGUGUCACAGAGUUCAAGUAAUACGCUCUCAAUCAUACAAUGUUCAAUAUAAUAGGAAUAAGUCGUUAAUAAACCUACAACAACGUUAUUUAAGAAAUUCAACCAAACCGGUAGAAGAGAAUUCCGUUAAAAGUAUUUCUGGUUCUAACAAUAAUAUUAGUAUAUCCGAUUCAAGUGAAAACGUAUCAAAGAAAAAAUGUGAAAAUCAACAGAAUGUUGCAAGUAAACAAGUGAAUAAUGUACAAACGAAUCAAGGCACUUCAGGAAAGAAUUCCGACAAUUUUAACGUUUCGGAAAGUGGUAUAAAUGAUAAAAGUUUACAAAAAUCAACGAGAUCUAUAUCAAGCAAAAGAAGUUAUCAGAAUUUAUCUCAUUUAAAGACUACUACCGAUAGAUAUACGAAAGAUGACCAAGGGUAUACGCAAAAAUUCAAGAAAGAUUCUAACGUUUAUAGACGUUCUUCGGACAUCUUGCAACCGUCUUUCAAAGAUCUAAAUGAAAAGGAAAAAGCAGACGAUCAUAAAAAGAAUGUUACAGAUAAUAAUUCAGGAAAGGAAUAUAAAAUAAAUCGUACAUCUUCGGUAGACACAAACAUGCGUUCUCAACUUGAAGACUCAAAAAUAACUAUAUAUCCGAAUAAGACAGUUAAUGGUGCUAAUAAUAUUAACAAGACUGAUACAUCGGAUUCAAGCACUGUAAAUACUGUACAGUCUGUAAAGUCAUUGAAUUCUUGUUCAAACAGUACCAAAGAUUCUACUACUAUAAAUACAUCUACUCAUACAUCGCAAGAACCACAGGUAUUGCAAGCUUCUUGUAAUGGAACUGAAGUACAAUUCGCGAAGACUGAACAAGAUGCUAGUAAUAAUAAUAGCAAUAAUAAAACAAGUGCUAGUAACUCCGAAACAAAAUCGGUGAAAUUUUCAGACAACGUUCAAGAAAUGAAUGUCGCAAUUCAUCCUACAACAUCCUAUACCGAUCAUUCCAUUCAGCAAGAUGUAAUUCCAACAAAUUCAUUUUACUCCAACUUACAAUUUCCGUUUAAUGCUCAAGAAAUGGAGAAUCAUCAAAACGUACAAAAUAAGAGUUAUUUUCAUCAUAGUAAUAAUGCUCAAUAUAGUAAUACGUCUGGCAACAUUCAGAAUUCCGAAAGGGAUUUAUAUCUGGUAGAUGCGAUCCAACACAAAUCAGAUCAGACGUCGCACGUCUCUCCUCAAAAUAUAUCGCCACACAACAAUUGUAAUCCGGCUAUUUCAAUAGGAAAUGGUUCACCCUAUCAAAAUUUGUCUCCGGUGUACUUAAAUCAAUACAGUAACAUGCAAACGGUACCAAGGAAAACACCCGACAGUACAAUCGUCUCUCACAAUGCAUUAAUUCCAAACAGCUUUUACACCGUGGCGAAUCAAAACAUCAUGCAAAACGAACCUUCCAACGUUCUCAUGCACAACACCCAGACUUCUUCGCAACCAUCGCCUGGUUAUCAUAAUCAUCCCGCAACCAAUCAACAUAAUCAGUGGAACGUACCGGUUCUGGACAUGUUACUCUUCGGAAACGUGAUGAAUUCUACGCAUCCCCUGAACAUGCAAGUUCAGAACUGCAGGCACGUAUGCAGCACGGAUUUCAAUAACAUUCCGCAAACGGGUUACCUGCAGCAUCCGCUGUUUUACGUACCGCCGGAAUGCAUGCAGAGCUGGAAUCCGCUGAUACAGUAUCCCGCUCCUCUGUUUCAAAAUACACCAUAUACCAACUGCAACACGUAUCCCAACCAAGUAUUGCCAUCGAACGCUCUGUCAGAUUCGAUAAAUUGUCCCGUUAACGUCCCCGGGAACAUGCAAGGUUGCAAGUCGAGCAACGUCAGGAUGAAAGAAAACACCAUGGACGUUCACACGAAGAACAAUCGUUACCGAGGCGCCGCGACGAACGAGUAUCAGAAUUGUUCCCAAAACGGCCAAGUAAUGGUACCAAUUUCGUACGCGGUCACAAUGGACCCCGUCGCGAGGAAUGGCCCCCCUAGCAUACACAUGCAAGUGAACCAAAAGUAUACACCGCACGCCGCGACCGCCGCCAAUUACCAAAGAAUGCCGGACGCCUGUUCAGCGUUCCAAAACAAUCAGGAGUUCGGGAACAGAAAGGAUAACGUAUCCAAAAACGAUCCUGAAUGUACACCGCCGAUGGUAUCGCCGCGGGAAUGCAUGUACUACGGAGUGAAUUAUUCGCGGAAGAUCGAUACCGUUCAGAAUCCAUCUUUGCGCUCGAUCGCGAAGCCCGUGUCUUACAUGCACACUGGGAAUUCCCAACAUUACCACGCACCUCAGUUUCAUAAAAAUGCGACUUACCAUCACGCAUCACCGAAGGAGCUCGCGUCCAGGGCAACCGUGAGCCGCGGCGUACGCAGAACGAUAGACCAGUAAAGGCAACAAUAACAGUAACGAGCAACAAUUACAUAUUUCUCGUGUCCAAGAUAAGAUUAUUGCAAUUACACAGCACAAAAUCGUUGCACGUUCACUUUACGAUAUCUCAUACGUUUCUAUCAUCGUUACCUUUAUAAUGUAGUAUAUAUAUACAUAUAUAUAUAUAUUUAUAUGUGUGUACGUAUAUCCGUAAAAGUCAGUUUUUUAAUUGAUCUACUUAGGACAUAUACAUUUUCACGUGCUACGCACUAAAUGUUUCGCAUCGUUAAACAUAGAUUGUCAAAAGUUGAAUGAAGCUUUAAAAGAAGUUUACCGUAUAAUAACUGCCAUUUAUCGGAAGUAUUACGCGUUAGCGCGUUUCGUUUUCCUCUCGUAACAGUGUGAAAGUAGCGAGUCUAUUUUCUAGAUUCUCUUCAGAUGUUUAUAAUAUCCGCAUUCACUAGAAAUCUGUGUUACUCGUUAUUUGGAUUCUAUGCGUACUUUUAAUAAUAAUAAUAGUAAUAUAAUAAUAAUAAAAGAGCGCUGCUUCCGAGAUAAAUUUCGC